Molecule: messenger RNA, 381 nt
Organism: Blepharisma stoltei
Lineage: Eukaryota; Ciliophora; Heterotrichea; Heterotrichida; Blepharismidae
Source: the annotation of a GenBank genome assembly
AUGUCCUAUUUCUCCAGUAACUUCCAUUUUUUUUAUGAAUCAUCUGUAAGUCAGAAUUCUACUGGAGAUUUUAGAUGAAAUCGAUACAGAAGCUCUAACACUUCAAGUGGCAUCUAUCUCUUUAUCGGCAUGCCACCCCAUUGAAUUUGUAUAUUUUUUGUUCAUGUACUAUUUCUCCAGUUCAGUCCAUUUUUUUAUGAAUCAUCCAUAAAUCAUCCAAGUCCAAAUUCUACUGGAGAUUUAGAUGAUAUCGAUACAGAAGCUCUAAGACUUCAAGAGGCAUCUAUCUCUUUGUCGGCAUGCCACCCCAUUGAAUUUGUAUAUUUUCAGUUCAUGCUCUAUUUCUCAAGCUUAGUCCAUUGUUUUAUGAAUCAUCUAUAA